AUAAUAUUCAUUCAAUAAUUAGUUUAUUAUUAUAGUAUUUUAUUUGUACUGAUCAAAUUAUAUAUAUCUAAGAAUAUACAAGUGUUUCUAAAAUAGCUUGCUAUUCCUAUAUACUUAUACUUAAUGAUGGCUCAAGCUGAAGAUACAGAACUCCGAGACUUAGUUAUAGAAGCCUUAGAAAAGAAUGGUUCACUUGCAAAAAUUCGCGCAUUAUUGAGAGCUAAUAUUUUUCUAGCAUUUGAAGAUGAAACAGAUAACAAUAAACAAAAUGUAAGUCUUGAUAAUAUUUUGAAACUACAAGAAGGCAUUCUUUCUCUGUCUCUUAUUCAUGAAUUUUUGGAAUUUUGUAACCUUAAAAAUACUUUGUUUGUAUACAAGUCUGAGACUCGCCAAGGUAAAGAAUAUAAUUACUGCGGGCAGAAAAUCUUAUUAGAUAAAUUAAACUUGACUAAAGAAGACUGUGCAAAAGAACCAGUACUCCUGUUAUUAUUAAAAAGUUUAUUAAAACAUCACAAAAUAAAUUUGGAAAACAAAGAUAACAAUAGUAUUACAAAUAAAGUAAACAAUGACACUACAUAUAGCAAUAACCGAAACUGUACUUACAUAGUUAAUGAAGACUCAUCUACUACUACUAGUAAUUCCCAGUCUGAUAAUUCUUUAGAUGAAAAAAAUAAAUUGCAUUUAAGGCUACAGUUGGAUAAUUCUGAUACUGAUACCUCUAGUGACUCUGCAAGAGACAAGACUAGCGCUGAAUAUAUUGUAAAUGAAAAUGUCAUUGAACCUAAUAAAUAUGGAGUGGAAUCUGUUAUAAAAAAUACCAAUGCAAAUUGUAAUAAUUCAAUAAGGCCAUCAUCUUAUUAUUUGAAUGAUUUAAAAAUUAACAACAACAGCAGCAGUGACUCAACUUCAUACAUAGACUUAAAACCAUAUAAUUCAAUUGAUGAGAAAAUGUUGAACACUACAGGAGUACCUAUGUUAGAUUACACUACCAAUAUAGAAAGUAGUUUAGAAAAUUCUGUACCAAAUCUACCCGAUAACAUAAUAGAACAUACUGAUAUUAAUAAAAAUGAAAGUAUUAAAAAAAUGGACAGUUUACCUUCUAUAUCUAUAAAUAGUGGAUCAUCUCCAUCCCUGAAAUAUGACUCUAGUAAAGGGUCGCAAAGUGAACAGAAUCAUGAAGAACUUGGCAAAUCAGAUGUUGAAACUGUAGAUUACAGUAAUGAUUUUUCAUCAUCAGCAAAUUCAAAACGGGAAUAUGGAAAACCAGCCCAGUCUCCGAAUAAUUCAGUUGAGGAAGAUGUCUCAGGAUUAAACAAAAAUGAUUCUUUAGAGAGUCAACUUCAAAAUUCCCACGAGUCUCGUAGUUCAAUUUCUAUAUCCGAUGUUGCAGAUUUAAUAAGUGAAAAAAGUUCCUCCUUUGGGUAUAAUAAAGAUAGUUCACAUAAACAAUCUGCAUCAAACAACAUUGUUAUAAAAUCUAACUCUAAUAAUGAUGAUGAUUCUGGUGAUUUCUCAGAAUCACCAGUCCCUUCACUCUCUAAUUUAAGUCUUGAUGUCCAUACUGAUUGAAAAUUAUAAUUAAAAAAUAUUUGGUAUUAAUAAUACUAAGUGAAUAUUGAAGUAAAGCAAUACAAUACUUAAAUACAAAUACAGUGCAUUAUUGUUGAAGUCAGUUUAAUUUUAAUCAUUAGUUAAAUUACAUUAAAAUUAGCAUUUUAAAUAUAUAUGCCUCAGUGAAAUCUAAUUUUAUAAAAAUAUAUACUUUAUUUUCAUAUUGUUCACUAUAUUACUACAAUUAAUAAUUAUGUGAUAUCAUGUGCAGUUAAGAUGUAGUCUUUGGCAAUGUUGCUAUAUUACAGAAACACUGUUGUAAAUAUAUUAAUUGUAGGUAACAAACAUAAUUUUACAGUAACUGCUACAUAAUAAUUAUAUUAAACUCUUGUGGUUGUCAAUUUAAGAGUUGUAUACCUAAUUAAUAUUUGCAAAUAAGCUAUGAUAUAGGACAUAUUUAGAAAGUACCUCUUAAUAAAACUAAAGAAAAAUAUUCAUGUGGAGUUGUGCACAAUUGUAUAAAACUCUUUAUAUGUAUUGUAAUUAAUAAUCCACAUACAUUACUGGUAUCUGAAUCUUUAAACUAUGCUUUGUGAAGUUUUUAUAAAAACAAUGUGCUAAUGCAUAUUAUUUGUCAGUAUAUAAUCUCAAUACAAAUGAUAUUUCUGUAAAUUUCAUCAUUUCCUUUUAAAAAUUUCUGAUAUUCACAUAUUAAAAAAUUAUAAUUUGCAUUUAAAUGUUCAUACUUAUAUGAAGUUGAUUUCCUUAAUUAUUUAGCUGGUUUAUUCCAGCUACACAAAUAUACAUUCUCACUACUUAUGUUUAGCUAUUAUAGUGAGAUAUCUUUGAACAUUAUCCUCUUUGUGACGUGUUUACUGAAAUAUUCUAUAUAUUUGAAAUAUUGCCGGCUUUAUCAAUGUUUUGAUAUAUCAUGGAUAUAACUAAGUGUAUUUCCUUAUAGUUUAGAUAAUUGUAAUUAUUUGCAGUAUUUUAGUUUAUUUUUUAAUUGUUAUAUAAUGUGAAAUAGAACAAUGUCAUGACUGAACAAUUUAAUGAUUUUAAUUACGAUAAAAUGUUUUGUUGAUGUAUUGAUGAUAGUAAUAUCAGACAGAUUUAUUAGUAUUGUCAAUGUUCAAUAAUAAUGCUUUGCAUGCGAUGCAUUAUAACAUUUUUCUAUAAUUAUAUCUGCAAUCAAGUAUACUUAAAUGGAAUUUUAUCACACAAUAUCAAUAUAUAAAAAUUUGCAGGAAAGGAUUGUAAUAUAUACUGGUAUAUUUAAUAAUCUACAUCUUUAUAUAUAUAUAUUAUAAAUUAAUUAUAGCUACAAUGCUUUUCAAUGUCCAACAACGGAUCACAAAAACUAUUAUCUUAUUAAAAAUGGAUUAGUAGUUUCUUUUUUAAAUUGUUGUGCCUUAUUUGUAAUGGUAACGCAAAAUUGUUACGGAAUGGUUCCUUUUAGUAUUUCAAUAUAUGAAUAAUAUAUCAAUUCUAGUCCUAAAUACAACUAGUUCCGUCCAAAUUGCUCCAUAAUCUUGUCUAUUUCUGAUGUAGAACUGGUGUUGUGCAACUGUAUGUGCAUAUUAAACUUAAUAAAA
Molecule: messenger RNA, 3146 nt
Organism: Achroia grisella
Lineage: Eukaryota; Metazoa; Arthropoda; Insecta; Lepidoptera; Pyralidae
Exons: 1
Coding region: 124-1569 (481 amino acids)
Biological process (GO): microtubule anchoring
Cellular component (GO): centrosome
Molecular function (GO): protein binding
Source: RefSeq, a predicted model, not a curated record